Molecule: messenger RNA, 960 nt
Organism: Tinamus guttatus (white-throated tinamou)
Lineage: Eukaryota; Metazoa; Chordata; Aves; Tinamiformes; Tinamidae
Source: RefSeq, a predicted model, not a curated record
AUGUCUGCAGCCGGGCAGCGGUACCUCUUCGACAUCUCCAGCCUGCCCGAGGCGGAGGAGGUGACGAGCGCGGAGCUGCGGGUCCUGCGCUCCCUCCCCGAGAACAGGAGCUUGGCCCUGUCCCCCGAAGGCACCUUCCACCACCUCCUGCUCUCCACCUGCCCCGGCCGGGACGGCGAGGAGCCCCGGCUGUUGGACUCCCGGGCUGCGGACGCUUUGGACACCGGCUCCUCCACAUGGGAGGUGUUUGAUGUGUGGGAAGCCCUGCGGGAUCGGAAGGAGAAAUCGCCCUCAGGAAAGCUGCUGUGCUUCCUGCUGCGGAUCGUGUCGGAUCAGUCGGGACGGCUCCUACCCCCCCGGCAGCUGGGCUUCAGCAAGCCCCGGCCGCAGCCCCACGAGAGAGCCCUGCUCGUCGCCUUCUCCCGCACGCAGAGGAAGGAGAACCUCUUCAAGGAGAUCCGGGAUAAGAUCAAGGCCCUGGGCAGCCCCCCGCUCCUGGAGCCCCCUGAUCCCAUCCGGGAGGCGCACUCCAAGCGGAGGAGGAGACGGACCACCAUCGCCGCCCGCUCCGGGGGCAAAGGCCAUGGGAAGAAGGCGAAGACCCGCUGCAGCAGGAAGCCCCUGCACGUGAAUUUCAAGGAGCUGGGCUGGGACGACUGGAUAAUCGCCCCCCUGGAUUACGAGGCGUAUCACUGCGAGGGGGUGUGCGACUUCCCCCUGCGCUCCCACCUGGAGCCCACCAACCACGCCAUCAUCCAGACGCUGAUGAACUCCAUGGACCCCGAGUCCACCCCGCCGAGCUGCUGCGUGCCCUCCAAGCUCAGCCCCAUCAGCAUCCUCUACAUAGACUCCGGCAACAACGUGGUUUACAAACAGUACGAGGACAUGGUUGUGGAGACCUGUGGCUGCAGGUAGCAAUUUUGGUGGCUUUCCCUUCCCCUCCCCAAACACUCUCUAACA